UCUUUGUUCUUCGGCUACCAUGUUGAGGAUGUGACAGUUGUUGGUCAAUCACUGAACCGCGUUUGGAUUUCAAUUGCUCUUUGUUAAUUGUAUGUUGUUUUACAUCAUAGCAACCGAUCCCUUGCAUUUUGUAGACACUCUGUAAUUGUAUUGAUGACUUCGCAGAACUCAGGGCAUAACUGCUGCGAUGUGAGGAAGCAGACAUCAACUAUAUAUGAGUUUGGCAUAUGAGUCGGACUGUAUCCCAGCACGAAAAAUGUCAAGUUUUCAACGUGAAAGCUAUGAGAAUAUGUUCGCUUUUGAUUGUGCAUAUCAAAGAUUCUUAACUCGCCCAAUAGUUCAAGCGAGUUCUACUGGGCACGAAAAAUGCGCUUGGACAUUCGUAAGGUCACUAGAACAUGACUCUGACCUCAGUCAUGUGAUCGUUCACAAUGUGACAUAUUCAGAGAUAACCUACCGAAUCACUUCAGUACAAUGUAAGUUCAUCACUCUCACAACAUCUCGAACGUUACAAUUGUUUUGGAACACAACCUCUACUACCCUAUUUCUACAACAAUGAGUUCCUUCGACUUUCCCGGCUUCCCCGGCUUUGGUCGUCGCACUAUUCGUCGCACGAACAGACCAUUUGCAAGACGCUUCAACCAUACAUAUGACAGCAGCAAUGACUCCGGUCGGACCACUCCUGAUUCCUCAUAUGAAACUUUUCGCGAUCGCUCUGGGCACCAUGAGUACUACAGGCCUGAUUAUAUCAGAUCGCAUAGAACUCGU
Periconia digitata is the source of this 768-nucleotide messenger RNA. NCBI's taxonomy places the organism in Eukaryota, Fungi, Ascomycota, Dothideomycetes, Pleosporales, Periconiaceae. The record is from the annotation of a GenBank genome assembly.